This is a messenger RNA of Rana temporaria (common frog), 3720 nucleotides long. RefSeq names its product delta like canonical Notch ligand 1 (gene DLL1). Gene Ontology annotation, molecular function: calcium ion binding. The record is from RefSeq and is a predicted model, not a curated record. Gene Ontology annotation, biological process: establishment or maintenance of epithelial cell apical/basal polarity; multicellular organism development; cell communication. Gene Ontology annotation, cellular component: plasma membrane; protein-containing complex. The transcript has 11 exons. Lineage: Eukaryota; Metazoa; Chordata; Amphibia; Anura; Ranidae. Bases 816 to 2987 code for a protein of 723 amino acids.
UCUCUAGACAGACUGGGGGUCUGCUCAUUUGCAUGUCAUUAGCUAUGCAGGCGGCCAGCUCCAUAUAAAGAGGCAGGCGGCCAGCCAGCGGCAGAUAGAGCAGAAGAGGGCAGGACACCAGGACUGAGCAUAGCCUGAUCAGAACAGGACUGAACAUAGCCCCCGAUCAGGACUAAGCAUAGCCCGAUCAGCACUGUGCAUAACCCGAUCAGGACUGAGCAUAACCCGAUCAGGACUGAGCAUAACCCGAUCAGGACCAGGACUGAGCAUAUUCCGAUCAGGACUGAGCAUAACCCGAUCAGAACUGAGCAUAACCCGAUCAGAACCAGGACUGAGUAUAUUCCGAUCAGGACCAGGACUGAGUAUAACCCGAUCAGAACCAGGACUAAGCAUAUCCCGAUCAGGACUGAGCAUAUCCCGAUCAGAACCAGGACUGAGCAUAUCCCGAUCAGGAGAAGUCAGCACACACAGCGCACACACCUCACCUGCCUGCCUGCUGGGAUUAUCGGAGCUCCGGAACUAUACCGCUCCCAUCGGGUGCUUGGCUUUUCUCUGGAUUGUUUGCCUAUUACUGGGUUCCUAUGGAGAUCUAGGGGCCAGACAAGGUGGGAUUCUUCUAAAGGUGGAUGCUAAAGGACUUCGAUCUUCACCUAGCGCCAGUCUCCACCUUUUCUGCCAUUGACAAGCUCGGUGUCACCCAAUGAAAGGGCGUUUCUAGCCGGGAGGAGAAGACAUUUGAAGGGAAAGCAGAGCCGGUGCAGCAAUCUAAGCUGCGCUCUCCAUCCACCACCUACCGCACCCUACAGGCACCUACCAUGGGGGUCCACCAAGCCGCACUUUGCCUGCUCAUCGUCUCUGCGCUGCUAGCCCAGAUCUCUUGCUCUGGGCUCUUCGAGUUGAAGCUGCAAGAGUUCGUCAAUAAGAAAGGUCCUAUUGGGAACGUGAACUGCUGUCGUGGUGGGAUGUCCGGCUCUCAGGGUUUGCAGCAAUGCGAAUGCAAGACUUUCUUUCGGAUCUGCCUGAAGCACUACCAGAGCAACGUGUCCCCGGAACCCCCUUGUACCUAUGGCAGCGCCGUGACCCCAGUGCUGGGCUCCAACUCCUUCAGCGUCCCAGACACCGUCAGCUCAGACCCAAGCUUCACCAACCCCAUCCGAUUCGCCUUUGGAUUCACCUGGCCUGGUACUUUUUCCCUCAUCAUUGAAGCACUGCACACCGAUUCAGCAGAUGACCUAAGUACAGAAAACCCUGAGCGCCUUAUCAGCCGCCUUGCCACCCAGAGACACCUGACAGUUGGCGAAGAGUGGUCUCAGGAUCUGCACAACAGCGGCAGAACGGAACUCAAGUACUCCUAUCGCUUUGUGUGUGACGAACACUACUACGGAGAAGGGUGCACCGAUUACUGCCGCCCCAGGGACGAUGCUUUCGGACACUUCUCUUGCGGCGAAAAGGGAGAGAAAGUCUGCAACCCCGGCUGGAAGGGACAGUACUGCACUGAACCGAUCUGCCUCCCUGGAUGUGACGAACAACAUGGCGUUUGUGAAAAACCUGGAGAGUGCAAAUGCCGCGUAGGUUGGCAAGGCCGCUACUGCGAUGAAUGCAUUCGUUACCCAGGUUGCCUGCAUGGUACAUGCCAACAGCCUUGGCAAUGCAACUGCCAAGAAGGAUGGGGUGGACUGUUUUGUAACCAAGACCUUAACUACUGCACUCACCACAAGCCUUGCAAGAACGGAGCCACCUGCACCAAUACUGGCCAGGGAAGUUACACUUGCUCUUGCCGUCCGGGCUAUACUGGAUCCAACUGUGAGAUUGAGAUCAACGAAUGUGACGCCAACCCUUGCAAGAAUGGAGGAAGUUGUACGGACCUGGAAAAUAGCUAUUCCUGCUCAUGCCCACCUGGAUUCUAUGGCAAAAACUGUGAGCUCAGUGCCAUGACUUGUGCUGAUGGACCAUGCUUCAAUGGAGGCAGAUGCACAGAUAACCCAGAUGGUGGAUACAGCUGCCUUUGCCCAGUUGCCUACUCUGGCUUCAACUGUGAAAAGAAAAUUGAUUACUGCAGCUCCAAUCCUUGUGCCAACGGAGCUCGCUGUGAGGACCUUGGAAAUUCCUACAUUUGCCAGUGCCAAGAAGGCUUCUCUGGGAGGCACUGUGAUGACAACCUGGAUGACUGCGCUUCCUUCCCCUGCCAAAAUGGUGGCACAUGCCAGGAUGGGAUUAAUGACUAUUCAUGCACCUGCCCUCCAGGGUACACAGGGAAAAACUGCAGCAUGCCUGUGAGCAAAUGUGAACACAACCCAUGCCACAAUGGGGCAACAUGCCAUGAGAGAAGCAAUCGUUAUGUGUGCGAAUGUGCUCGUGCUUAUGGUGGACUUAAUUGCCAGUUUUUACUCCCUGAGCACACCAAUGUUGGUGAGUCUGCCGAUAAGUUAACGGAAAAGGUCAACGGACAUUUUCCAUGGAUUGCAGUGUGUGCUGGAAUUAUCUUGGUGUUACUGUUACUGCUAGGCUGUGCUGCGGUAGUCGUUUACAUGCGGCUUAGGGUACAGAAGAAACGGCAAAUGCCUGCCACCUCUCGCGGUGAAACCAAGACUAUGAAUAAUCUGGCCAACUGCCACCGUGAAAAGGACAUUUCUGUGAGCAUCAUAGGCACCACUCAGAUUAAAAACACAAACAAAAAAGUAGACUUUCUAAGCGAAAGCAACAAUGAUAAAAAUGGCUACAAGCCAAGAUACCCAACUGUGGAUUACAAUUUAGUGCAUGAACUGAAAAAUGAGGAUGCAGCUAAAGAAGAACGGAGGAAAUGUGAAGCCAAGUGCAGCUCGAGUGACUCAGAUUCAGAAGAAACGCACUCAUCACAUUUAAAAAGUGAUCCUUCAGAAAAAAGGAGGCCAGACUCGAAUUACUCCUCUUCGAAAGACACAAAAUAUCAGUCCGUAUAUGUCAUAUCAGAUGAAAAAGAUGAAUGCAUCAUAGCAACUGAGGUGUAAUACGGAAGCUGUACAACACAUUCUUGUCAUAUUCAGAGGUGACGCCCAUGUGAAUGCUGCUGAUAAUAGAGGAGAGGGGACAUCCCUUUGUUGACUGCUGCUGAGACACUAAAUUCAGACCGAGCUGGUUCUCUACUGAAGUUAGCAAAAAUGACUGCAAAAACAAAAUGGACACUACAAGCUAGCCUCUGUGUCCGGACACAAAACUGUUGCACUGCCGUUUCAGUUCUUCUUCAUUGCACUAUGGACAGUUGCUUUUUUUUUUUGUCUUUUUUAAAAUAAUUAUUAUAAAAUAUAUAUAUAUAAAUAUAUAAAUAUAUAUAUUUAAUGAAUUGACUUCUAUGAGUCUGCAGAAGAUGAGUGCACUGCCUGAGGUGUAUAGUUGAAUUCUAUGAGCCGCUCCGUUGCUAAACUCCAGACACUGCCUUCCUUAGUCUUUUUUAUACUGAAAGGUGUUUUUCACUAGGUCAAAAAAUGUGUGUUAUUUUUUGAACUUGUAAAACUAUUUUUACGAUAUUUGUAAAGCUUGAGUAUUUGUGAUGUUCAUUUUUUAUAAUUUAAAAAAAAUGGUAAAUAUGUAAAAAGGCACUUCGGGUCUAUGUGACUAUAUUUUUUUGUAUAUAUAUGUAUUUAUGGAAUAUUGUGCAAAUGAUAUUUGAUUUUUUCUACUUUUUUUGUUAAUGAAGGAAUUCAUUUUUAAACUAUUUUUCCAAAAUAAAUAUUAUGAAUGAUA